Messenger RNA from Neoarius graeffei (lesser salmon catfish), 2330 nucleotides. It is a transcript of the gene degs1, whose product is annotated as delta(4)-desaturase, sphingolipid 1. Lineage: Eukaryota; Metazoa; Chordata; Actinopteri; Siluriformes; Ariidae. The record is from RefSeq and is a predicted model, not a curated record. Gene Ontology annotation, cellular component: membrane. Gene Ontology annotation, biological process: ceramide biosynthetic process. The transcript has 3 exons. The coding region runs from base 124 to 1095 and encodes 323 amino acids. Gene Ontology annotation, molecular function: sphingolipid delta-4 desaturase activity.
ACCGGAUGCGCUCCGUCUCGGCCAUUUCAUUCGGGGCUGAAGUUUUAUGACGCAGAGGCUCGGCGAGGAGAGUCAGAGUUACUCUGGGGAAACAGGCGCUUUUAUUAAAGCAAGGCGUGUAGCAUGGGGAACCGGGUGGCGCGUGAGGAUUACGAGUGGGUUUAUACCGACCAGCCGCAUGCGGAGCGGAGGAAGGAGAUCCUCGCCAAAUAUCCAGAGAUAAAAUCUCUCAUGGGACCGGACCCGAGGCUAAAAUGGGUUGUCUGCAUGAUGGUAGCGGUCCAGUUCCUGGCCUUUUACCUCGUCAAGGAUUUGGAAUGGAAGUGGGUUCUGUUUUGGACUUAUGCGUUUGGCAGUUGUAUAAACCACUCCAUGACUUUAGCCAUCCAUGAAAUUUCCCACAACACAGCUUUUGGCAACAAUCGUGCGAAAUGGAAUCGCUGGUUUGCCAUCUUUGCCAAUCUGCCGAUUGGUUUGCCAUACUCUGCCUCCUUCAAGCGCUACCACCUCGACCACCACCGCUAUUUGGGUGGGGAUGGUGUGGAUGUGGACAUCCCGACUAAUUUUGAGGGCUGGUUCUUCUGCACUCGAUUUCGCAAGUUUAUUUGGAUUAUUCUUCAGCCGCUGUUCUACGCAAUUCGGCCUCUGUGCAUCAAUCCAAAGCCUAUCAGUCAGUUGGAGCUACUUAACGCGGCUGUCCAGUUUACAUUCAACGUUCUUCUCUACUGGCUGUUGGGCGCCAAGCCUUUGUUCUACAUGCUGGCUGGCUCGAUGUUGGGAAUGGGUCUUCAUCCUAUCUCUGGACACUUUAUUGCUGAGCAUUACAUGUUCCUCAAGGGCCAUGAGACCUAUUCUUACUACGGAUCCCUGAAUCUGCUCACGUUCAACGUAGGCUACCACAAUGAGCAUCAUGAUUUCCCCAGCAUCCCAGGAAGAAGGCUUCCUCUGGUGAAGAAAAUAGCGGCAGAGUAUUACGAUGAUCUGCCGUGUUACACCUCAUGGUUGAAAGUCCUCUACGAUUUCAUCAUGGAUGACGAGCUGAGUCCAUACUCGCGUGUGAAGAGGAAGCUGAAAGGAGACCUCAAGUUGGAGUGAAAUGGAUUUCCAUUGACCAAAAAUGAUGACCAAGCCUCAGAUGUGCACAUGCACCCACCUACUAAUCCCUUCAGUGACUAAGUUGUGUGAGAGAGUGAACAAAGACUGGCUUUACAUGUGCGUGUGCUUUCAGUUGAGUGUGUUAACUUUUUUUUUUGGGGGGGGGGCCUCAUUUCAAAGGGUCUUCAAAGUUUGUUGUUGAUAAAUGGAAUCCAUCCUUGGGUUUCUCCACACUGCAGCUUUGAGUACACGAUUCCUGUUUUGGCUAGAAUUUAAGAUGGGUCACUACAUAUUUUUUAAUUUGCGUGAUCUUUUUCUUCCACUUAAGGUUUUUAAUUUUAAGAAAAUGUUAUUUGAUAUGGCCAAUGCCCUAAAUUCUAGUUUGAAUACACUUGCUGCAACCUGACUCACCUUGACACAAGUCUGGCGUCGACCAGCAUGUGACGGUGUCUUGCCUUCAGUGCUUAUCACUGUCUGUCUGUCUGGCUUUUUAACGCGCCUUUUUUCGGUGUCCACGUCUGUAUGACUAACCUGCGUUUGCACUCAAGAUGUGGACCUGUGCAAGUUCCGUCUGAUAACUUAUCAAGCAUAUUUAUUCUUAGAAGUCGCCUGAGCAUUUGGAGAUCCAGUGACCUUGCUUGCAGAAUCAUGCUGCAGUGUUGAUUCAGCAACAAAUUUUACACGAAGCCUGCAUAAAUGAUUUGCACUGCUGGGUUUAAAGACAUUUAACAGGUUGGAGAAAUGUUACUUUUCAGUGACCCUACAGAUGUCUCGCACUUUUUUUUUUUUUUUUUUUUUUUAAGUUUUGUAUUAGUCAGCUUCAAUCAAAUCAUUUACCAGGAACUUUUUUUUUUUGCGCUACUUAAGAUGCUAUGUAAAAAUGUUAAGUGUCAGCGGAUUCUAGAUUUAGGAUUGUGCCUUUGGUGAUCAUGUCAAGUCGCUCCUCGAUUACACAUGCGUGUUAAAUUUAAACAUCAAAUUGAGGAAUUCGUUCUGGCUGUAAUGCAGAAGCCUGCGACUUGAAUGUGCUUGUUCUAAUACAUGAUUCUUUCUAUACUAAGGUCACUCGCAUGGUAAAUGCUCAGCCUGUUUAACAACCCAAUGCAAUAAUCCAUGACAUGGUAAGUGUUUUUUUGCCCGACAGCAGGGAGGAGCUACUGAGGAAAUGUUUUGUAGCUUUGAUGUAAGUGAUAACAGGAACUGCAGACAUUGUGUAAUAAAGAGCACUUAAUGUA